AUGAAAUCAACCAUGAAUAAAUCAACCUCAAAUCACCGGAUCAAGUAUCUGGCAGUCGUCGCCUCUGUUGUCUUCGUCUGGCUGGUCUGGCGUCUUGACUUACACCAACAAGUCGCGGACCAAGCCCGCAAGAUCACCAACCCGCAUGGCGCGCCAUACGAUGCCAAUAAACCGGGCUCUCUGUUCGCCAAGAGUGAGGUACUCUCGCUCGAGAAAGCCACAGAGUACUGCGACCACUAUCGCCUCAAGCCCGCAGACCACGAUCUCGUCCGCAAGCGCAAGGUAUAUGACCUCUUGCUCGUCAACACUGAGGUAGAGAUGCUCGAGGUGCGUAUGGGCCAGAUGGCGCCAUACGUAGACUACUUCGUCAUCAUCGAGUCCGACAAGACGUUUACGGACCACUCAAAGCCGCUAUACAUCAAGGAGAACUGGGACCUUUUCAAGCCAUGGCACGACAAGAUGAUCGUACGCAAGCUAGAUCUCGACGCGCUCAAGAGUGGCUCGACUUGGGACCGCGAGACCAAGAGCCGCAACGCCAUGUAUGAUCAGGUCAUCCCGGGGCUGGAGGGGGAACAGGCGGCUUCAAUAGACGACGUGCUCAUCGUCUCCGACGUUGACGAGAUCCCUAAGCCCGAUGUCCUGCGUGCCCUGCGCAACUGCAAAAUCCCGCAGCGGGUGACGAUUCACUCCAAGAUUUACUACUACUCGUACCAAUGGCUUGCCCGGAAUGACUGGGCCCACCCGCAAGCGACGGUCUACCGCGGCGCCGAUACGGUGCUGCCGGAUGAACUGCGCUCGAAUGCCAACGACUACCACUUCCCAUACGGUGGAUGGCACUGCAGUUACUGCUUCAGCACGGUCAAGGAGAUGGCGCAGAAGAUCAACUCGUUCUCACACUCUGAGUAUAACAAACCCGAGUUCAAGGACCCAGACAACAUUGUCGAGGUUGCUCGGAGAGGACUUGACAUCUUCCGCAGACCAGAUUCACACUUUGAUCGGGUUGAGAACAACCAGGACAUUCCUGACUACAUCAAGCGCAACCCUGAAAAGUUCAAAUUUCUGGUGGACCGAGAUCCGCCAAAUGCCAAUUUCAGGGAUUAUGAUGCCUAA
Molecule: messenger RNA, 1110 nt
Organism: Colletotrichum truncatum
Lineage: Eukaryota; Fungi; Ascomycota; Sordariomycetes; Glomerellales; Glomerellaceae
Product: glycosyltransferase family 17
Biological process (GO): protein N-linked glycosylation; N-acetylglucosamine metabolic process
Cellular component (GO): membrane
Molecular function (GO): beta-1,4-mannosylglycoprotein 4-beta-N-acetylglucosaminyltransferase activity
Source: RefSeq, a predicted model, not a curated record